This is a messenger RNA of Patella vulgata (common limpet), 2241 nucleotides long. RefSeq names its product tripartite motif-containing protein 2-like. Gene Ontology annotation, cellular component: nucleoplasm; chromatin. Bases 13 to 1275 code for a protein of 420 amino acids. NCBI's taxonomy places the organism in Eukaryota, Metazoa, Mollusca, Gastropoda, Patellidae. Gene Ontology annotation, molecular function: protein binding; ubiquitin-protein transferase activity; zinc ion binding. Gene Ontology annotation, biological process: positive regulation of DNA-templated transcription. The record is from RefSeq and is a predicted model, not a curated record. The transcript has a single exon.
UGUACGGUAAAGAUGGCAGAAGCAGACACUGAUACACAAUGCUGUAGUAUCUGUCUAGAUGAUUUCACUAAAGCUAAAAUACUGCCAUGUUUUCACACGUUUUGUCAACAAUGUAUAGACGACUAUAUCAAAGCUCAUUCACAUCUCAACAAGUUUAAUUGUCCUAAUUGUAGAACACAGGUUCAAGUACCUGAUGGAGGUGCAAGUGGGUUUUCAACAAACUUUUACAUCCAACCAAAAGGUGAAACACAAAAUCAUUUCUGUCCAAGACACAAGGCAAAAGAAAUAGAAUUUUAUUGUCACGAUUGUUCUGUUGCUGUUUGUUGUAAAUGUGUUAUAUUGGAUCAUACAACUCACUCAAAAACAGAUCUUACUGAUGUAGACCAAGAACUGAGAGGAAAGUUAAACAUUAUAAAGCGGGAGUUAGAAGGAAAGAUUGAUGAAGUCAACAAACACUGUGAAUCUUUAACCAGUCAAAUAUCUGAUAUCAAGAACCAAGCUAAAAUAGCCUGUGACAAUGUUGAUCAAGAAGUUCAAAGAGUUUGUGAAGGGGUCAAAAAACAUGGUAGUGAUAUAAAAUGUGAAAUGAAUAAAAUUUGUGACAAAGAAAGUAACAAGUUACAGACAUUACAUGGAGAUAUGAUCCAAUUCAAAAGUUCGCUACAGCCCAGUGUUAAAUAUAUAAAUGACGUCCUGAAUGGUAAAUCUACUGUUCCAGUUGUAGAUGCUUUAACCAAUGGACACAAACUGACUGAAGAUAGCAGAUCAACCAGUUUUGAUAUACCCACAGUAAGAUAUGUCCAUUAUACUAUGGUAGAUAUAGAUGUUACAACUUUACGUGAAUUACUAGGUAAAGUAGAAACAAUGGAGUCACCAACCUGGACGUCUAGUUUUAGUUUGAAUCAGAUAGUGAAGAGAGAUGAGAUCUACGAUGGUGAUGAUGUAAUGAUACAAGGAUUACCAUGGUGUGUAUAUGUUAUAUAUCAUACAGAUACUCCAUCAGGAUUAGGGUAUUAUCUGAUUCUGAGGAGUGUAGAAGAUAAAACAGUUAAAACCGUUACAGCUAGUUGGACACUAAAACUAUUAAAUAUAAACGAUGCAAGUAAAUCUGAAGUACAACAACGUACAUCUACAUUUACACCUGGUGCUGGUAAAGGAUGGAGGAAUCUCAUAGCGUGGAAUAAACUAGAGGAUGUAAAGGGAGGGGAUAUUAACAAAAAUAAGACAUUUAGUGUACAGGCUUCUGUACAAAUAAACAAAAUAGAACGCCACUAACAUUUAUAUUACAGAACAUAGUACGAUUGAUCGAUGUCAUCAUAAUACAUAGAAAUAUCUCCCCUCUAAAAUAUGUUAGUUCAAUCACAAACAAAUGGAACUUGGUUACUUGCAUGUCAAAUAGAUUUUAAUGUUUAACUUUAACUGGUUCCCGGAUCCAUUCACUGUAUUUGAUAUUUGUUGUUUAUUUCUUGCAAUAUCUGUGUAGUAUGUCUUGUCCACAGGUUUGUCUUGUCCGUUUUGUUUUGCAUGUGGUGUGGUCCUCCUGCACUUACUAACAGAAUAAGUUAUGCAUCAAAGAAUGUGUUUGUAAUGGCUGUGUGUUUAAAGGACACAAUGGUUCUGUGUCCAAAGGUCAUGUGUGCAAUCGUUGUGUGUCCAAAAGUUGUAUGUGUGCAAAGCAAACCAAACAAACAAACCAGCGCCACCUAUAAGUGUUAGGUAAAAUCUUUUGAUGGGCCUCUUUUUUACCUGACUGAAUCCAAGCUUGAAUUGUUAAUCAAAUGAGAAUGAAGGAUUUUACCUAUUUUAUUCUGAAGAUCUGUGAGAACACCUGUAGCAGCACCAGCGAAUUCUGGUGUAAUAUACAACAAUCUGAACUGACCCCUGAAAACAUAACGUUAAUAUCAGGUUAACCAGACAUAUAGACAGGAUUUUCCAGCGCAUUUUUUUCCCUGUCAGUGGUGCAGAACGGAGGGCUGACAAGGAACAGUGUAGAUUCAUUCAGAUUGGACAGAAAAAACGUGAACCUGUGACAUGUUGCAAGUUAGAAUUUGAAAUUGAAAUAAAAUUCAUUCUGAUUAAAAUACAGAUCUAUAACAACUCUUCCAGAUCCUAGUGUAGUGAUUAUUACUGGGAAACUGUAUCAAUGUUCAGCAUUGUAUCAAGUUUUACUGUUUUAUAUUUUUAUAUGCAAGAGUACACCAUGAUGGUUUAUAUUUGUGUAAGAAAGUUGUCAUAAUUAAA